Messenger RNA from Phytophthora nicotianae INRA-310, 1570 nucleotides. RefSeq lists its product as hypothetical. The transcript is spliced from 4 exons. Lineage: Eukaryota; Oomycota; Peronosporomycetes; Peronosporales; Peronosporaceae. The coding region runs from base 76 to 1194 and encodes 372 amino acids. The record is from RefSeq and is a predicted model, not a curated record.
AACCUAACCGGAAUCUGCUGGUCCACUCCGACACACUGUUCAUUUCACGAACAGCGCAUCUUUCCACAGAGCAAGAUGAAUUAUGAGGAGCUCGAGGCGCUCGAGGCAGUGUUGGCCUUCGUCAACGCCCGUGACGAUACAACGGACCUCUCUCCCAGUCAUAGUACCGAUGCGAGCAGUUACAGCGUGCCAAUAGUGCCUGACGACGCCGUGUGGUUGUCGGAGGUUACAAGUGACAAAAAGGGGAUUUGUGAGCCAACCAGUGCCGUGAAGCAAGAGAUUGUCCGCCUAAAGGAAAUGAUAAAGAUUCCAGGAAGAAAUCGAUCCCGAGACCUCCGAAAGUUGGAGACACUGCAGUUGCAAAUGGAAGCGGAAGAGUUACAGCAACGAAUACAAGAGCUGCGUUAUACGAAAAUGCCCGUCGACGAGGAGCUUCUCCAUCCCUCUACUGGCACGAUCCAGCGACCCGAUGGAGGUCGUCUAGAUGCCUGGCUAGGUUUGGCGAAGAGACAGAAGCGACUGCGAAAUGAAGCGGAGUCUGAAAACGAGUAUCUUCGGGGGCUCGUUCAAAGCCAAAUGAAAACUAUCCAGAAGCUGAAGCGGCUAUUUCACAACCAGACAGUGGCAAAGAAAUUUCCAUCCUUAGUUCGAAGGAUGAUCCCAACCUUCGUCCCGGAUAAUGGUGAUCAUGGGCUCAAAGUGUUGGAGCGACUCGGCAGCAGUCUAAACGAUUUGUUUCUCGAAACCGAUCAUGUGUUUCAGUCGAAUGGCUUCAGCUCCAUUUCGUCUCCUUUCUCACAGGUGAAUACUCAGCCACUGUCGUCUUCCAGCACGCGAAUUGAGGUGCUCAAGUGCGAUGUACUUCCGUUCGACUAUCGUACACUUGCAAAGGCAAUCAUGAGGAAUUUGGCAUCGGAUUAUACGUCAGAUGGCAAAGGCAAACACAUCCCCCCCAACCUAGACAUGAAAGUGGCGGCACGAGUCGAUACAUUGGUUAUAGAAGAACUCAUGAAGAUACAGCUUCGCUACAUGGCAGUCAGACACGCGGAAGAUAACCGAGAAGUCAUCGUGCUUACAGGUCAGGAUGAACUCUUGGAGGUGUUUGGAGUUGCAGUGGACGGUAUCAAAUUACAAGAACGAUCCUGCCAUUGCUUAAGGACCGUCGUGAGUUCACCAACAAAGUGUACGACCUAAUAGCUCGUUUCGAACAAGAGAUGUCUGAUUCCUCGCUGAAGGAAGUUGAGCAUGAGCUCCUCCAUGCUGCUGCACAAAGUGGUGUUUCUUAAAACUUUUAUCGCCGUAGCUGAACGAAUAGUUAACGACUUUGAUGAAAGACAAAGUGGUGCACGGAUAGACGUAUUUGAGGGUCGAAAGCGGAAAACGGUGGGGAGAGCGCGUGGAAGUGAAGAUCCAUCACGUUGAAGUGUCAAUUCAGUGUUAAUUCAGUAAUGAGAAGCACUCAAUUUCAAGUUCUGGAAAUCGUAUUGAUCACAGAAGUUCACGAAUUCAUCCGUCGCACUCACACAACAGAAAAUCGAGCGAAUUAGCUGAUGCGGAUAACGAAAAGCAG